AGACUUAAAGAACAAGGCGACGAGGCAGUGGAGAGAAGGAAAUGGCGACGAAGGGGAAAUCAGAAGCAGAUGGUGAUGGCGGCAGUGGCAACAGUAUAAACGUAGCGUGGAACGAAGCGCAGCAGAGAUUCGAGACAGAGGACAAAGAAGCAUACGUUGAGUACGUUAUUAGACUAAACGGCAAAGUUAUGGAUUUGGUACACACUUUCGUUCCCCCUUCUAAGAGAGGCCUCGGCUUGGCUUCCCUCCUCUGCGUCGCUGCUUUUCAACACGCCCAAUCCCAUUCCUUAUCCAUCAUCCCCACCUGUUCUUACGUCUCCGAUACGUUUCUUCCUCGGAACCCGUCUUGGAAAUCUGUUGUGCACACGGAGGGUGCCAAGUCCAAUAUAUGAGCUUACCAAGCUUCAAGCUGUGCUUCUUCUAUGUAUGGUAAUGUCUGUCUGGUCACGUUUCGUUAAUUGGCUCUGUUACUAAAUAAUAGUACUUUGCUUGCAGUAGUGUUUUCUGCCUGUAACAAACAAAUAACCAACCAUUUAUUGAAAAACUUGCGAUUAUUGGUUUCCUCAGUGCAUUCCUUCUCACUCAUGAUAUUUGGCAAAUGAUGGAAAGCAAAUUAAUCAUAAAGCAACUGAAUUAAUGAUAAAAUAAGUACUGGGAAAAAGAAACACUAAACUUCAUUAGGUUUAUUUAAUUUUAUGACAUGUUAUUUCAUAAUCAGCGUGCAACAUCUAGGACAAUUCGUACAUAGUCCUUCAUGCUGUCAUACCAAGAACUUCCGUAGCUAUUGCUAUUGCUGUGCAAGUAUUGUGACUCCUGGAGGUCUAGAUUUUUAUUGUUCCAUGGGUACUUCUCUAUUACGAUUAUCCCCUCAAGCUCCAUUGACACUUCCUUCAUGCUAGGCCUCUCUUCCCCUUUAAGACUCAAGCACUUGCUUGCAAGAACAGCAACUUUCCUGAUCUCGUCUUUGUUUUCUUCAGUUAGAAGACCAGAUUCUAGAAUUUUAAAGAAAUUAUCGUUUUCCAAGCUAGAGAGAAAAAGCAUAGCAAUGCUUCUUUCCUCCUCUGACCUUUGAAAUGAGAGUGCUUUCUGCCCUGUUAGUAGCUCUACAAGUACUACACCAAAGCUAUAGACAUCACUCUUUUCGGUUAAUCGACUUGUUUGCAUGUACUCUGGGUCUAAGUAACCAAAAGUACCUUGCACCAAUGUGGCUAAUUCUGCUUGAUCAACUGGAACCAAUCUUGAAGCUCCAAAAUCAGACACUUUGGCAGUGUAAUUAUCAUCCAAAAGAAUGUUGGCACUCUUGACAUCUCUGUGGAUAAUAGUUGUGGAGGCAUCUGAGUGCAAAUAUGAUAGUGCUCUUGCUGCUUCUAUGGCUAUUCUUAAACGGGUCUUCCAAGGUACAUUACUUGUCUUAUUUCCAUUGUGCAAAUGAUGAAAAAGGGUACCAUUGUUAACAAAUUCAUAGACCAAUAAUGGGACUUCAGUAUCUAAACAACAUCCCAAGAGCUUUACCACAUUCCUGUGAUUGAUUUGGGACAAGAUAACUACUUCAUUGAUGAAUUGCUCAACUUGGCUCUGAUCCACUACUUUGGACUUUUUGAUAGCCACAACCUUGUUAUUUGCAAGGAUUCCUUUGAAAACUGUACCGUAACCUCCGUUGCCUAUGAUCAAUUUUUCAUCAUAGUUGUUGGUGGCCUUCUUUAGUUCUUCUGCUGUGAAAAUUUGUGCAAUUUGGGAGGAGUCUUGUUUUGUAGAGAGUCGUUGUUGCAAAAUGAAACCCCCAUUUUGCAGAAAGAAUUUGUUUCUUUGAUUAAUAAGUUUCCUUUUAUGAUAUAUUAGGUAUAACCAGGAAAUAAUCAGCAGAGCUAUAAAUGCUAUACACGCACCUGCAUAUUUAAUUAAAGAUCCACCAUAUCAAAAGACUGUACUACUCAAUGGUUUACACAUAUCUACCUGAAUUGAGUCAUCAUUCUUGAAAACAUGAUUGCAACUAUAUGUACUUUUCUUUUAAUG
This is a messenger RNA of Abrus precatorius (Indian licorice), 2013 nucleotides long. RefSeq names its product acetyltransferase At1g77540-like. Bases 42 to 392 code for a protein of 116 amino acids. The transcript has 2 exons. Lineage: Eukaryota; Viridiplantae; Streptophyta; Magnoliopsida; Fabales; Fabaceae. The record is from RefSeq and is a predicted model, not a curated record.